AUGAGUUUAAAACAAUAUAUUGAAGAACUUUCAUCACAAAAUACAGAUUAUAAAUUUCCUAAACAAGCAAUUAAUCAAGCUGAAUCAUUAAAAUCGUUAUCAAGUGAUUUAUAUACAGAUAAUAUUCGAUUUAUUUAUGAACUGAUACAAAAUGCUGAUGAUGCUCAAGCAAGAAAUGUUAUUCUAACAAUUCUAGAAGAUCAAUAUCUAAUUAUUGCUCAUGAUGGGAAAAUAUUCGAUGAAAAAGAUUUACAAGGUUUAUGUGGUAUUAAUAAUGGAACAAAAAAGAAAGAUCUCGAUAAAACAGGUUAUAAAGGUUUAGGAUUCAAAGCUGUUUUCGGAAAAUCAGAUCGUGUUAUUAUUUAUUCUAACGGUGAAUAUUUUCGAUUUGAUUCUUCAUAUAAAAUCAAAUGGAAUAAAGAAUGGAAAACUGCUAAUCAAGAACUAUGGGAAAAAGAAAAUGAUCGACAAUUUAUUUAUCCAUGGCAAAUUAAUCCUAUAUGGACAAAUGGCCAACAGAUUUCAAAUCUUAUUUUAAACUUUAUUAAUUCGAAACAAAAACAAAUUCAUGUAGCCUAUGCAAUUCUAUUGAAUAAUCAUGGCGAAAUUUAUUCGGCUAUACAACAAUUAAAACAACAACCAUAUAUGUUUCUAUUUCUACGAAAUAUUUCUCAAUUGACAUUUUUAACCGAUCAACCUGAUACUAUAUCUGUUGCUCGUGAUGUAAAUCAUGGUUUGAAAAAAGUUUAUAUCAAUAAAAAGAUCAAUUCUCAAUGGAUUAUUAAACGUUUUGAACUAGAUAUACCAGAUGAUAUAUUAGAAAAAUUAGCGAAAGAUACUAAAGCACCAGAUAAAUUACGUUUUAUUAAAAAAAACGUCGAAAUGUUUUUUGCAACGAAAUAUAAAGAUGCUGGUGGAAUAGAAAAACUUCGUGAACAAGAAUCAAUUCUGUUUUCUUAUUUACCAACGAAAAUUUUUGAAUACAAAUUUCCAGUAUUGAUAAAUGCGAACUUUUUAACAAAUGUCAAUCGAGAACAAAUUCAUACAGGUAAAAAUUUUAUGUUCCUUAUUUUUCGCGAAAAAUUUGUAUUUAAAGAUUCGGUUUGGAAUCAAUGGUUAUUUGCUAAAAUAGCUGAUCAAAUCUUUCAAUGGAUAAAAGAAUUAGUUAAAGAUAAUAAAUUUCGUUUUCAAGCUUAUCGACUUAUUCCAUGGAAAUUAAAUUUAAUCAAUAAUCUUUUAUCAAAACAAUUCAAUGAUUCAUUUGCUAUAGCUAUUAAACAAUGUAAUUUUAUUCUUAAUAGAAAAAAUCAAUUGUUAAAAGUUGAUGAAGUCAUUAUGGAUUCAACAUCAAUGUCUAAACAGCGAAAGUUCAUUAAUAUCGAUGCAAUGCGGCAGUAUAUCAUCGACAAUAAUAAAAGUUCUUCCCAGUAUGCUGAACAUCCAUUUAUUGAUUAUGAUUCGAACUUGAAUGAAAUAGGUGUGAAAGAAUUUCAUUGGAAUAACUGUAUUGAUAUGUUUAAAUCGGAUAUAUUUCUUAAGAAUUAUUCAAUCGAAAAUAAUAAACAAAUGAUUGUUUAUUUUUACACAGAAUAUUCUAAGAAUGAUACAAAUAAUUCUAUAAAGAUGAAGAUUGAAGAGAUUCCAUUUCUAAUGGAUCAAAAUAAUCGUUUACAAUCAAUCAAAGAUAUUUAUUUUCCUACGGAAACAAUUGGUGAUAGUGGAACGGUUGAUUCCGAAGAUUUAUUUGUGCAGAAAACAAUAUUCAACUGGUUAAAUGAAAAAGCACAAAAAGAAAUCAAACAAUGGUUAAAAGAUAUAGGUGUUGAAGAACGAACUGAUCUAGUCUAUUUACAUAAAACAAUUAUUCCGAAUGCAGCAACUUAUAUUACAAUGGAAAAUACAAUGAAAACAAUCAAAAUGUUGUUUAUCUUAUUUCAAAAAAAGGUGAUUACUAAAAAGGAACUCGAUCAAUUGAAGAAACUAAAGUUAUUAACAAUACGUGAAACUUUAGUAGCAGCUGAACAAUGUUUUUUCUCUGAUCAAUACAAACCACGAUCACCACUUGAAGACUACUUAAAAACAAAAGAAGAUAAAUUUUUAUCGUACGAUUAUGUCACCAGUCAUCCUUGCAAAAACGAAGACUUAACAGAAUGGCGAGAAUUCUUCAGUACACUAGGCGUCCAAGAGGAACUACAUCCGAUCGUAUAUCAUCGAGCAUUAACAUCUUACGAAGCAGCUAGUCGUGGAUUUUGUGAAGAAUAUCUAUCCAUCAUUUCGCCUGAUGGAAAGCAUUCAGUCGAUGCUUUUUCAGAAUUAACAACUAUCACAUUUAUACAACAUACAAAAAAUAAUUACGAGUUUGCAAACUUCUUCUGGUCAUAUGUGGUGAAAUACAUUUCACCAGAGAUAUUAACACAAAAAAUAAGAGUUUAUUGGGGUCAUGCCGAUAAACGAGGUGCAACCGAUGGAACAUUAUUAGAAGAUUCUGAUUAUGUCAAGUGGUUUGUUGAGAAUAUCAAAUGUAUUCCAACUACUGAAAAAACAUGUGAAUUGUCCAGUAAUGUUUUUUCUGAUCAGAAGGAAUUGAAAGAUCUUUGUAGUAAAUACAUGUCUUUUUCAUCGAUUUCAAUCCCACAAAACAAGACACAAUGGAAUGAAAUUUUCAAUUUCAAAACAAAACUUUCAAUCAAUGAUUAUUUUGAUUUAAUUGAGAAAAUUCGAUAUGAUGAAAAGAAUUUGAAAGAUAAUCUUGAACGUAUGCAAUCAUUAUAUUCUCAUAUCUUGAAAGAAAUGUAUUAUUGGUCUGUAGGUGAACGAAACACAGCAAAAGAACGAACAAAAUCUUCAUAUCUUCUAACAGAAAAUAUUCAGUGGAAAUUAUCCGGUGAUUUAUAUUUUUAUGUGGAAGACAAUCGAGCAAAUAAUGCAUUAAAUGAUGCUAUUCCUUGUCUUAAACUUGAUUUUAAAAAUCGAAAUGAUUUACAUUUACAUGACUUUUUAGAAUUGUUCAAUAUCAAACAAAUUAGAAUGAAUGAUUUAAAUCUUGCUGAUGAAAAAUCUUCUCCUGCUGAUUAUUUUCGACGCAAAUUAAUUGAAAUUUCACCUUUUCUAAAAAAAUGGUUGAAGUAUGAAGGUGUUUCAACAGAUGUUAUUUCUUUAAUUGAUCGAAAACUUCAACAAGAAUAUGAUUUAAUAGAAUCGGAUAAUUUACAAUUAUUUUAUCAUAAGAUAUUUGUUCGAGAAACAACUGUCUACUUUGAUAAUAAACGUAAACAAUUAUAUGUCAAGCGACCAUGGGAUAGUGAAACAACAUUUAUUGAUCUUCCCAAUAAAUUAUGUCAAUUAUUGAAUAUACAAGGAUUUGAAAAAAAUAUUCGAUUUUUACUUAAAGGAACGAUUGAAGAGAUUAAAAAACAUUUCAAUUCAAAUUCUAUUGAAAUACCAACCAAGAAAGAUAUUGUUAUCUUAGAACCAUUACUAAAAACAGAUGUUCUACAACAACCGAAAUUUUCUUUAAUAUCGGAAUCCAAACCAAAUACAUCUGUUUUGCCUGUGAAAAAUGUAAAAUCUAUAGAGACAUCGAUCACUAAUAACAACGAUCAUUUACUUGUUUUAACACCACAGUGUCAAGUUGUUCCACAACACUAUCAAAUUCCAUUUUAUGAUGCUUUUCCAGCACUACCUGUUCAACUAUCCAUCCAAAAUAUGAGACCACGAAAGGAAAACGGGGAAAGAUUGUCAACAUCUGUUUUGAUUGGAUCAUCGGAAAAUACAGUUGAUGAUAUUGAAUUUAUUGAUAUAUGCUCAAUAACAGAUUCAAGUUUAAUGUCUUUUGCAAAUCUGAACCAUAUAACUGGAGAGUGUGAUGCAUCAGAUUUAGAUACAGGACGUAUCGGUGAAGAAAUGGUGUAUAAAUACUUGUUGAAGGAAUAUCGAGAACAAUCGAAUUCAGUGAUUAUCAAAUGGUUAAAUCAAAAUAGAGAAACUCACUUACCAUAUGAUAUUCUGUUAAAGAAAAAUGGGAAAACUUAUUAUAUUGAAGUCAAAUCGACACGAGCAUAUAAUCAACAUAUAUUUCCAUUAUCAAUUAAUCAGAUUGAAACUCUUCUACAACAGAGAGAAAACUAUUUUAUUUAUCGAGUUUAUAUUGAUGAGAAAAAAAUUAUCAUAUUAGAUAAUAUUCGAUGGCGCUUAAUGCAAAAACAACAACUCGCUUGUCUUUUACAAAUUUUAACAGUUCCAUCGGAAUAA
Messenger RNA from Adineta steineri, 4251 nucleotides. Lineage: Eukaryota; Metazoa; Rotifera; Eurotatoria; Adinetida; Adinetidae. The record is from the annotation of a GenBank genome assembly.